CGAGAGUAAGUAUAAUUAAGACUAGAAAUAUAAAAUCAUUAGGUAUGAAUAACUAGGAGGCGGACCCCAAGAGUCAGAGCUUGACCAUCAUAAACAUUGAUGGGUAAGGGUAAAAUAACUGUUCCACGUCACCGAUAACAGGGGGAAGGAACAAAGAUGACAAGAUAACGGGUGUACAGUUCCACAAUCUCGAUAACACUGGCAGGCGAAAAGAAAAAUAAGAUAACUUAGUAUUUGCUACGUGUCACUGAUAACCAGGGAAGACAUGAAGGAUAAGAUAACUAGGAUGUGUUUCUCGUCACUGAUAAGAAUGAGAGGCGCGAAGACUGUUUCGAUAACCGGUGGUUUGCUCCAUGUCAACGAUAACAUGAAGGCUUCAAGACGAUAACCAAGACCAAAGAUUGUAAUGGACAAGCCUGAAAGAAAGAUGUCUCUUGAUAGAGAUACACCAGAGUUAAUAUUUAAUGAGGAAAAGAGCAGGGGCUCCACCACAGAAGAGGACACUAAGAGUAAUAAUGGAAAAGUCUUAGAUGGCAAGGAGAGUGCACAGGAGGAAGACAGGAGUGAGGAUGAAUCUGGGCUACCCAGAUGUAACACAGUGUUGGGCCUCCCAUUCAGUGAUCCUCCUUCGGGCUCUUGUCCCCGAUUUUCUGAUGAACGUACACCACUGUUAAGACCGUCGUCUUCCCUUACCGGCCUUUACGCAAGUUCAUGGUCAAUUACAGUGGGUCCCUCUCCGUACACAUCCGACAAUAAGCCCAAAAGGCGACCAUUUCACCAUGCUGUUGCUAGCAGCAGUGCGACCUCAGGUGUUCGACCAGUUGACAGCAGUAAUACCGACACUCACCUCUACACUCGCUACAGAUACUAUUCCAGACUACGAGCAGAUGUUCAUCCAAGUGAACAGGCCUUGGUGAUACCCGACCAUGUUGUUCCUGCAGAGUUGUUCCUGCCGUACAUACCUGGCCACAAACCAGAUGCGGAUGGCAAACAGGCUUCACACAUCACCAUAAUUGCUAUUUGGAAUACAAUGAUGGGCACCUCUUUGAUGACAAUGCCCUGGGCAUUUGGUCAAGCAGGUUUUGCCGGAGGGUUGAUCAUCAUGGUUGGCAUGGCUGCACUCUCCCUAUAUACAGCUAUACGACUCCUUACUCUGCAAAAAACAAUUGGCUUGGAAGGUCCAUCGAUGGAGUUGAGUCGAGUGUGCUUGCAGUUACUGGGAGGAACGCUGGGCAAACUAACUGAAUGUCUGACGGUGAGCUUUUCGGUGCUCACGUUGGUUGGUGCCCAGGUUGUCUAUUGGGUCCUCAUGUCCAAUUUCCUCUUCAAUACGGGAGAGAUAAUCUAUGAUGCGGUAAAUGGUGAAAUACAUAAUGAAUCGUCGAACACCUUGCUGUGUCCCCCAAAUGUGACACAUAAUGACUUGAGUGCACCAGACCCAAGUGAAUUUCAUCGCUGGUGGAAACAAGAUUUGACUGUGCCAUUAUACCUUAUUGUACCCUUUCUCUUCAUCCUUAACCUUCGUGAUGCCAAAAUAUUUACAUACUUCAACUCUCUUGGUGCCAUCUCAGUAUUGGUGAUGUAUGUUUUUGUUGUCUCCAAGGCUUUUAUUUGGGGCAUCAACAUUAACUUCAGCGACCCAUCUGAUGUCUUCUAUGUUCCUCUUUUUAAGAAAACCUUCAUGUGCUUGUCAGGAACAUUGUCCUUGGCAUACUUCAUCCACAACUGUGUCGUCACCAUUAUGCAGGGCAACAGACAUCAAGAAAACAAUGUACGAGACCUGACGCUGGCCUACUUGCUUGUUGCUGCCACCUACAUUCCCAUUGCUCUCUUCUUCUUCACCACAUUCCCACUUCCAAAAUACUGUGUGGUUGAUAAUUUCCUGGACAAUUUUCCUCCGCAUGACUUGGUGUUGGCGGUGGUUCGUGGCUUCCUCUUCUUCCAGAUCCUCACAGUGUAUCCCCUUCUUGGAUUUUUCAUCCGCAACCAGUUGUUCACAUACUUCAUGGGCCCCAGCUAUGAGUACAAGCUUUGGAGGGUUGUUUUGCUUAACACCUGCUUGAUAACACUCUCAGUCCUGGUCGCAGUUCUCUACCCUAACAUUGGUUUUAUCAUACGUUGGAUUGGUGCUAUUGCUGGACUGGCGUACAUCUUCGUGUUACCGUGUGCCACCUACAUGGUUGCGCUCUAUACACAAGAUCAACUCCAUUGGUAUCAGUUUGUGUUCCAUUUUGGCAUUAUUCUUUUAGGAAUAGGUAAUUUUGCUUGCCAAUUUCUUAUUGUGUAACUAAUGCUUGUACAGAAAAGUUGUUCUGCUCGGAAAGGAAACAUUUUGAUGUUUUCAAGGAACAGCUUAGAAGUACUGUAUACAUUAUCUGUAUUUUGUUAGGAUACUCGUGUUGUACCACAGAAACUUGCCAUUUUUUAUUAAUAUCUCCUGAAGUAUCAGGAAAAAUGGCCAGUACUUUUCAUCAAACUAUUUUUUUAAGAAGUAUUUUUAUACAAAUGUAGAAAGUGUUUUUGGCUGUCUUUCACUUAUCUUGGAAACUAUUCUUGAAGGUUAAUUUUUUAAUUACUCUUGAACAAUGGUAUUUUGUGUUCAGUUGCAUUUUAAAGAUAUUGUACGGCUUUUGUCAGUGCAUGAUUACUUUUAUUUUAAUUAUGUUUAUAGUUUAUUUUAAAGAUAUGUAAAUAAAUUACAGUAUGUGAGAUUUGCCUGUAGGAAAGUCUAAUGUGGUAUAGUGAACCAUUUGUUUACAGUGACUGGGGUCAAAGGCUUCGUCUAACUAAAAUUUCUGCUUUAAAUUGAGUGGCAAAAAUGUUAAAUCAAAGUGAUACAAUAAUUUAAGUUAUUAUUAGCUAACUCCUCAAAUAUACUUUUUUGUUACUUUGAUUGUAAUGUUUUAGAGAGUCAAUCUGAUAAGCUGAAUCCAGUGUUUUAUACUGGUUCAUUUAUGUUUUUUUAGAAUUGCUGCAAGUAAAGUUAAAGAUUAUCGUAAAUUAAUUAAAAUUUCGAUAUAUUGAAAAUUAUCUUUAAAUAACAUCGUAUUUUUGCACUUAGAAAACUAUAAUUUUUAUUCAGUGAAUGUUUCUUGUGCACUAUUUUGCAAGUGAUUUGAAUAUCCUGCCGUCAUUAAUGUUUGAAACCAGACCAGCAAGAACAUUACCGAUGAUGAAUGUUUGUCAACAAAUGGUAAUACAGUACUGUAUUUUACUUUGCAUAAUAAAAUGCACAAAACUGCACUUUCAUUUGAAGUAGCUUAAUAAGUAAGGUAUACAAAUGAAGGUCCUAUUGUGCUCUUACCUCCAACAUAAUACAUUGUUAUAUUACAGCCGUGUUGCGGUUAAUUAAGUUUAAUUGUUCUUUUAAGUUAUUCUGUGACAUUGCACACAAUUUUAUAAACAGGAGUGUAAAUGCAUAGCCACAUUUUUCGUAACAGGAGUCUAUUAGAAAGCCUAAAACUCUGGAGUGUCUCAUUGUUCUGCUUUGUAAUAAAGGUUGUGUGUAUAAAGGUAUCAUAAUGGUUAUGUGAUGAACGUUGGAGCCAGCUCAGAUGUCAUUAUGGUUGCUGUUGAACCAUUUACAUUUUUCACCAAGAUGGGGAAAGUCUGUGGCAAUCCUCACCAAUGUAGGUUUUUUUUUUCAAAUAUCACAAACUGGCAACCUUAAAUUAUAGCGCUAGACACGAAAUCAUAUAUAAAUGAUGUGCGCGGUUUCGGUUUUGUCACUGAUAUCAUUUAUAUAUGAUAUGUGCGGUUUGAGGGUUAAUAUCAAGAAAUGUUCAAAAUGGUUACAGGAACAGGAAUUAUAAGGGAGAAAGUACUAAGCCAGGAUGACUUAUACAGCUCAGAAUGGUUACAAGGAGAUUGAAAAUUCCAUCAGUGUACAGUAAUGCAAUCUGUGGUGGUUUCAUAUUUAGUCUGGUGCUCAUGAUUUGAGAAUUCUCAUAAUUGUAAAGAGAGAGGGAAAUUAUAGUAUAGUGAUUCUAAGCUGUUUAAUCAUCUUUAGGUGUCCUAGUCGUAUGUGUGAUAGCAAUAGUGAGGAGACUAAAACUUGUGAAACUCGGAUUAUUCAGGUACUUCUCGUCAUAAGUUGGUAUUACUGUUUUUAAUAUUUAAAUAUUACUUUAAUAGUUAUUAAAUUUACUAUUAUUUAAGUUUUGUGAGGUGCAUGUAGAGGCGGCAUGAGCACGUGGAGCCACAGUAGUGUGUGGCGGGAGGGACGAGUGACGGUGAAUCACAUCGGCAGGUAAGAUAUCUAAUUAAAAUAUUUGGCUGUUGUAGAAUGUGUUUCAUACAGAGGUAUAUUUUAUGUAAAAAUGAUAGUACAAGUAUUAAAAUGAUGUAGGGUACAAAAGGUCAACACUAAGCAGCCAGUGACCUAGACAGAGCAAAUAUCAAACUUCUCAUUAAUUCUCUUAAUUCUUACAAAAUGGAAUUUUAAUUAAUAUGAAAAUCUCUGUUUUAUUUGUGGAUGGGACUUGUAUGUUUUAUCAAAUAUGUACAUAAUAUAUGAUUAAACAUAAUUGUUAAUAUGUAAUAACUAAUAAUUUCUACUCCAUUGUAACUUUUGAUAAUUACUUUAAUAUAAUUAACUUUUAAAACGUAAUAAGUUAUGAAUAGUGUGCUGGAGCUGCCUUAAUACAUUUUGCAUGAGGCAGUUUAAUCAGUUUGAUUACAAUGUUAAAUACUGCACUAACUACUAUUUUUCACAAACAUGAAUUAAAGAAAGCCAAGCAGGGUAGCAAUUAUUAUAUGGCAGCAAUAAUUCGGUAAAUAUUGAACAUUUUGUUUACAUAUGAGCAUUACAGAGCAAAUGUUUUCUUCAAAGCAUAACGUCCUCCAUAUACCCAUGACGGAAGUAAUUUAAGAGGGAUAACAUUGAUGAGUUUUUAUUUUUAUAUGUAGUUAUGAACUUGAUUGAUUAGUAUGGUUGUGGUUAGCAGUAAAGAUUUGACUGUGAUACACAUAAGGGGCAUAACUGGCAGACCCCUCACAGUGUUCAAGA
Procambarus clarkii (red swamp crayfish) is the source of this 5008-nucleotide messenger RNA. The record is from RefSeq and is a predicted model, not a curated record. NCBI's taxonomy places the organism in Eukaryota, Metazoa, Arthropoda, Malacostraca, Decapoda, Cambaridae.